This is a messenger RNA of Leptinotarsa decemlineata (Colorado potato beetle), 1732 nucleotides long. RefSeq lists its product as uncharacterized. The record is from RefSeq and is a predicted model, not a curated record. Lineage: Eukaryota; Metazoa; Arthropoda; Insecta; Coleoptera; Chrysomelidae.
UCAACAAAAUUUGACUGAUUGUCAAAUAUGUUGUCAAAAUUCUAGUGCAUACUCAAAUAUGAAAUUUGUGUAUCUCCAAAUUACCAGUUGAACUGCAGUUCAUAUCGCAAAUAACAUAUGUCCAUUUUUUUAUUCAACUGCAAAGAUAUCGUAAAACGAAAGUUCUAGAAAAUCAAAUCGAAGAGGCAACCAAAUCAGGUAGUAGCUUGAGGAAUCAUGGAUAGAUGCAUAUGCGGUUCGAACCGGCCUUCCGGUAUUCCUCGACCAGGAAGAAGUCAAGGUGAAUCUACUAUUCAGACAAGUGAAGUACCUUCGCGUAGCCGAAUACCAUGCCCUUAUCCAGGUUCCCGCAUACCUCUACGUGUUCCUCCUUACACUGGUGAACCGCUUUAUUUACCUCCUACCCCAGGAAGUGGUGCUCCUCAAUGGCCUGGUAUGCGCCCAAAUUUCUCUCAAGAAGUGAGAGAUUUUCAGUAUGACCCCAAUUUCUUUGAUGAAAAUCGUCCAAUGAUGCAGUCUAGAAUGCUGAUCACCGGAAGAGGUGGUGGAAGAAAAAUGCAAUUGGAGAGGAGUAACAGACCAGAUAUGGCUGUCAAUCAACCAAUCCUCGAACGUCCCCCAAGACCAAGAGGUUUCGCUGGCCCUGUUCAGAAAACCCCAGUCUGUCAUACUCCAAGACAGCAAAUGAGAACUCCAGCGCGACCUGAGACAUCCCAGAUGUCCUGGGCCAGACCAUCGCCGAGAGCUAUUUCGACUGGACCCACACGCCAGAGACCAACUACAGCGACAACUCCUCCAGUACAACCUGUCAGAUCCACCGGUGCAAUACCAAAGAUCCCUGGAAUUGCUCCUCGAGUUCCAUCAAAAUCUCCUCAAACUCCUUCCGUACCUAGAAGGCAACCAAGACCCUGUCGAGCUGCUUCUCCUCAACCUGUUGGCUUUUCAAGUCCUCCACCACAGAUGCCCACAGCGGCUACUCCUCCUCAUUAUAAUGAAUAUAUGGGAGAAUUUGAAUUAAUGGAAAAGAUUGCUGAACAAGAAUAUGAUCUUGGUGUACAAGAUGUACAACCCGCCGAGAUCUGUCCCUAUUACUGUCCGGAUGAAUCGUUUGACGAAUUUGAACAGUUGGAGAAAACCUAUGAAAAAGUAUGUGCUCCUUCUGACAGAGUUCCAUACAUGUCACCAGAAAGUUUGCGAGAGUUUGAAGAGCUAGAAAAAGAAACUCACUUACAAGCGGUAGCAGCUCCACAAAAUCUUGAAAAACUACUGGAAAUGCCGCCAACUCAGUUGGAUGUUCAACCUCUACCGCAACAAGGAUCAGAAGGACAAUCGGAUUUGAGAAAAUUCUUCAUGCGUCAACGGGAAAAGAAUAGAGCAGCGAUACAGGCACUUUCGGAUUGGGAGAGAACUUACUACGGUAAAAGUGACUUUUUCCGUUCUCCGCCGAAUUCCAAAUUUUGUCCUCCGGAAUGCAAAGGGCUAUGAAGAAACACUUUAUUAAUUCCGUGAAUCACUGGAGUCAGGAAGAUACAAAUUGUAACCCAGAGGAAGGAGAAUGAUGGCGAAGCAAGAAAUGUGACCAAACAAACAUGUUUCAAUAUUUUAAUAUCCAAAGCAAAUUGUUUUUUGUAUUCAAAAUGUUUACCUGAAUUAUUUUUUUCAACCCAAUAAAUGUGAAAUUAGGUUCUAUUUUCUGAAAACUCUAUUGAAAAGUAUACUUUUGGGAAUUAUG